AUGUCUGCCGAUCUGAAGCCCCUCCGCAUCGUCAUGGCCUGCGAUGAGGCUGGCCAGCCCUACAAGGAGACCCUGAAGGCUGCUCUUGAGAAGAACCCUCUGGUUGAGUCCAUCCAAGAUGUGGGCGUCAACUCCACCUCCGACAAGACUGCUUACCCUCACCCGGCUGUCGCUGGUGCCAAACUCAUCAAGGAGGGCAAGGCAGACCGUGGUCUCUUCAUUUGCGGUACUGGUCUCGGUGUCGCUAUCUCCGCCAACAAGGUGCCCGGCAUUCGCGCCGUGACAGCACACGACUCCUUCUCCGUCGAGCGCUCCAUCCUUAGCAACGACGCCCAGGUGCUCUGCUUUGGCCAGCGCGUUAUUGGCAUUGAGCUUGCGAAGAAGCUCGCCAACGAGUGGGUGACCUACCGCUUCGACCCCAAGAGUGCCUCUGCCGCCAAGGUGCAGGCCAUCUCCGACUACGAGAAGGAACUCGCCGGUACUGCUUAA
Molecule: messenger RNA, 489 nt
Organism: Aspergillus luchuensis
Lineage: Eukaryota; Fungi; Ascomycota; Eurotiomycetes; Eurotiales; Aspergillaceae
Product: RpiB/LacA/LacB family sugar-phosphate isomerase
Exons: 1
Coding region: 1-489 (162 amino acids)
Biological process (GO): carbohydrate metabolic process
Cellular component (GO): intracellular anatomical structure
Molecular function (GO): isomerase activity
Source: RefSeq, a predicted model, not a curated record